Ichthyophthirius multifiliis is the source of this 1428-nucleotide messenger RNA. RefSeq lists its product as hypothetical. Gene Ontology annotation, molecular function: phosphatase activity. Gene Ontology annotation, biological process: dephosphorylation. The transcript is spliced from 3 exons. The record is from RefSeq and is a predicted model, not a curated record. Lineage: Eukaryota; Ciliophora; Oligohymenophorea; Hymenostomatida.
AUGUUCAAACAUUUAAUCCUAUUAUAUUUUUUAUAUUUUUUAAUAAAAAUAAAUACACAACCUUCCCCGGAAACAACUGAUUUAAAAUUAGUAAUUGAAGUUUUCAGACAUGGAGCCAGAUACUCUAUAUUUUAAGAUACAUUUGGUCCAAAAAUAAACACCUAAUUAACCGGUGAAUUAACUCCAGUAGGAAUGAGAUAACAGUUUAUGCUUGGGAAAGCCUUAAAUGCUGAAUAUAUAUAAAAAUAAAAUUUUUUGAAUUCUUCUUAUGAUUAUAAUUAGAUGUUUAUAUAAUCAACAGAUUUUAAUAGAACUAUUAUGUCAGCAUAUAGUUAAUUAGCAGGACUUUAUAGUUUAAAUACUGGACCAAAAAUCUUUAGUAAUUUAAGCUAAUCAAGAUUUGAACUAGAACCUGCUUUUAAUGAACGAGUUUAAUAAAUAAAUGGCGAUUAUUCGCUUUUUGGUGGAUAAUAACCAUUUGCAAUACAUAUGAAUGCGCAAGAAGACGAUUAAAUAUUAUUUAGUCAUGGUAAUGCCUGCCCAUAAGCUUAAAAUUGGUAAAAUGAAUACUAAAAUAAUACAGAUUGGAAAAAAGUAAGAGAAUAAUUUAGACCUUCUUUAACAUAAUUUAGUGAUUACCUAAAAACUUAAAAUAAAAAUAUAUAAUAUGAUUAAUUCGGAACUGAUACCUAUAAUCAUUUUUUCGAUACUUUAAUUUCUUUAAAAUACUAAGGAUUUAAUAAUAUUAUUGAACCAUUAAAAGAUAUAUAUAAUGAUUUAUAAUUUUUAUAUAAUAUUAAUAUAUAAAUCACUUAUUUUUAUAAAGAAGCAUAAAGACGACUAACUUCCACUAAAUUUCUGUAGAAAAUAAAGGAGUAUAUGAACGGGAAAAUAUAAGGGCAAUAAAGUUAUAAAUGGUAUAUGAUUUCGGCUCAUGAUUUAAAUAUUCUUACUCUAUUAAAUACUUUCAAAUAAACUAGUUGGGAAUGUUUAUAAAAAACAAAGGAAAAUACAUUAAAAGAAGAUGUAAUAUGUAUAACUUAAUAUCCUGAAUAUGCAGCUUCUUAUAUUUUCGAGUUAAGGGUUGAUAAAAAUGAUAAUAAGAAAUUUUAUGUAAUGACUAAAUAUAAUGGACAGUAUAUUGAUAUAAUUAAAAAAAAUCAAAAAAUUAUACCUUUUGAAGAUUUCGCUUAAUAUAUUGAUUAAUAUUCGGUGAAUGAUUUUGAAAAAUAAUGUAAAAUUAAAGCUAGAAGUUCAAAUGAUUAAAGUUAUGUACCGGUAUGGUCAAUUAGUCUAAUGGUAAUAUUUUCUAUUUUGUUUUUGGGAACAUUAGGGUAUACGAUAUAUUUUAGAAUAAAAAAUAAAGAUGCUUUAGUAAAAGUAAAUUAAGACUAUGAAAGUAUUUAAAAAUAGAUGAUUAAUAAUUGA